Molecule: messenger RNA, 4606 nt
Organism: Synchiropus splendidus (mandarinfish)
Lineage: Eukaryota; Metazoa; Chordata; Actinopteri; Syngnathiformes; Callionymidae
Gene: rnf157
Product: ring finger protein 157
Exons: 19
Coding region: 700-2766 (688 amino acids)
Biological process (GO): protein ubiquitination
Cellular component (GO): cytoplasm
Molecular function (GO): ubiquitin protein ligase activity
Source: RefSeq, a predicted model, not a curated record
AGGAUCACAGAAUUUACGCCUUCUCGGCUUGACAAUGCCUGUUCCCACCAUCAGUGGUGUUUCUGCUCGCGCUCAGUCAGCUGCUAAUGUUAGCUUAGCUUCUGGGGAAAAAAGCUCAUCAUGAUGCUCACUGAAAACGUGAUUUUUUAUUUCAAGUCCCUGAUUUAUUGAUAACCCCGGCUGCUUGUAGGUUCCCGGUGCGCCAAAUAUUGCACUGCAGUCGGCGCUGUAGGCGCAGGAAGGUCACGCAGCAAAAGAGCCUGUUAGCCGCUCGCGGGAGAGCGGGACUGCGCAAAACCACGGUCCGGAUUUGUGUGUGUCUGACGUCAUCGGGAGCCACCAAACGCUGUGACAGAACAAAACAACGACCAGCACCGGGCGGUACUCCUCACUCACCCAGUGAGUGGAAUAUGUCUCCGAACACACCGCUGUUCGGUCACCGAUGAAGUAACACCGGGCACGGAUGCACCACUGCGGCGCCCGCGAGAACAUCGCCCUGCUGUUAAAGGGACGCUUCAGCUGCCGAGACGAGCCGCACGAGAGAGAACCACCGAGAGGGAUAAGCUAGACGAGAACUAAUCCCUGGGACGGCCACAUUCGCAACAAGCUCAUAGGAGAAAUGGACCUGGACUGGAUUAAACGAUAAGAAACAAAGAGGAGACGAACAAAGCCGACCAGAAAGUGUGAAUCUCAGUGGAGAUGGGCGCUUUCACGAGCAGACAGAACAUAGGCGUGGAAGAAUUGGACAUCCCGUCUAAUUCGGUGUAUCGAUAUCCACCGAAAUCUGGAAAUUAUUUUGCCAGCCAUUUCAUCAUGGGGGGAGAAAAGUUUGACUCCACCCAUCCAGAGGGUUACCUGUUUGGGGAAAACACAGAUUUAAAUUUCCUUGGGACCAGACCUGUACCGUUUCCAUAUGCUGCACCUCCACCUCAGGAACCAGUCAAGACGCUACGGAGCCUUAUCAACAUCCGUAAGGACACACUACGGCUUGUACGCUGCAGCGAGGACCUGAAGCUACCCGGGGACGAGGCGGCUGGGAAGAGCCGAGCCUGUUAUAACGUAGAGUUCACCUUUGAUUCCGACACUCAGGUGGCCAUCACCAUCUACUAUCAGGCCAUAGAGGAGUUUCACAAUGGUGUACCUGUGUACCUUCCUCAGGACCCCUCCCUGCAGUCAGAGACAGUGCACUUCAAGAGAGGCGUCUCUCAGCAGUUCUGUCUGCCGUCACACACUGUCAACCUCAGCGAAUGGGCAGACGACGAGCUGGUGUUUGACAUGGACAAGGAGGUUUUCCCCAUGGUGGUGCAGGCGGUGGUGGACGAAGGAGAAGAACAUUUAGGCCACUCUCAUAUACUGCUGGCUACAUUUGAGAAGCACAUGGAUGGCAGUUACUGUUUGAAGCCUCUGAAGCAGAAGCAAGUUGUGGAUGGGGUGAGUUAUCUGCUCCAGGAGAUCUACGGAAUAGAGAACAAAUACAACUGUCAGGAAUCAAAGGUUGCAGAUGAUGAGAUCAGCGACAACAGUGCCGAGUGUGUGGUGUGUUUGUCAGACGUGAGGGACACACUCAUCCUGCCGUGCAGACAUCUGUGUCUGUGCAACGCCUGUGCUGACACGCUGCGCUACCAGGCCAACUGCUGUCCAAUAUGCAGACUGCCGUUCAGAGCUCUGCUGCAAAUCCGAGCCAUGCGGAAGAAGCUCAGUCCUUUAACACCUACCACCUUCAACCCGGUCAUCACCUCACAGACCUCAGAUUCAGAAGAACACUCGACGUCCGACCACAUCCCUCCUGGCUACGAGGCAGUGUCGCUCCUGGAGGCAUUAAAUGGGCCGCUCAACACAUCUGCGGCUCCUCCACUUCAUUCUGGACCCAGUCAUGUCACAGGAACGCUGCCGCCAUACAGUAGUGAACCUCAUCCAGCGCAGGCCAGAUCCCUCUCUCCUCUUGAUCAGUCCAACUCCAGUCAGGGACUAAAGCUCAAGAAGAGCACCUCCAAAUCCCUAUCCCAGAAUUCUUCUGUGCUCCCGGAAGAGGAGGACGAGAAGUCUUGUAGUGAACUUGACGCUUGUCGUGACAAACUUGCUGUAAAUCAUCAGGAGAGCAGAGUCACUCCAGACAGUGAAAACUUGACUCUGUCCUCCUCUGGAGCCAUCGACCAGUUAUCAUGUGUCGGAACACCACUCUCUUCUACCAUUACAUCCCCUGAAGACCCAGUGAGCAGCAGUUUGGCCCAGUCAGUGAUGUCCAUGGCCUCGUCGCACUCGCAGCACUCCCACAUCAGCACUGACACCAUGUCCUCCAUGUCAGGGUCCUACCUGGCCGGGGUGGAAGGUGAGGCGGCAGGGGAUGACGGGGCAGAGGGGGACGAGGUCCAGGACGCCCCCAUGGAGAGUCGGGCUCCCUCACAACAGGAGGAGGAAGCAAAGGAACAGAACUACUCAAUGGUUGUGGAAGAGCAGGACUCAGAGGGAAAUGAUCUGACUGAAGAAGACUGCUCGUCCACUUCUAAUGGAAAAGGUGGGCGGAGCAGGUGUUCCGAGUUGGCCAAUAACAAUCAGGGCGUCGCCCUCUGCGACACGCCCUCAUUGGGGCUGGAUAAUGAGCCAGACAGCCGUUUCGCCGGGUUGAUGUACCUGGGUGGCUACAGGCCUGUGUUCGAGCCCCUGCCCCAACAUACCUCCACCAGCAACAUUAAUCUGGAGGAGCUGGGGGAGACCAGGGAGGAGCAGAGCCCCAAGCCGCCCCACCGUGGGCCGCUCUUCAUCUAACACCAAUGCACUCCAACCUAACUACAUCCUCCGGCGCAGCAGCAGGGACCCCUUUGCCCCCUCCCUUCUUCCUCCUCUUCGCCAAGGAGAGAGCAGUGUGAUGCCUAGCUCCUCCUUCUUCUCCUCCAAAUGACCAGCCAAACGGCAGGGGGCUUAUGGGAUCGCAGCCUACUUCUUCAGUAUUUCCUGCCCAGACGAAUUAAAGCAGCAUCCACAUGGCCACAUUUUCAUGUCUCACAUAGAGGAUCUAUUGAACUAGUUAGUACACCUGUGACCGUUCAACAUCCAUGUGUCGCCAUACAUAUUGAGAACUGUUUUGAGAUUUUUUGUCGAUACAGUUAAAAGACAUCUCACACACAAUCUCAGAGUUAAAGGGAAAAAGGGAGUUCUCUCUACAAGCUGAAUGCAGUGACAAUGACUGGAAAAUGUGUUUUCUGAAAGAUGCAGCGUUCUCACCACCAAUCGCAAAAUGUUCGAGGCAUGACAGUGCUGGUCAUGUCUUUUCAAACGUGCAAGUAUGGACUAAUUUGGGAGUGCAAGCUCUAAAUGCUGACAUCACUUGGCAAACAGUCUCCUCGUCCCUCCCUCCAUCACACACACACACAAACACGUCCCUGCCACCUGUCUCUCAAACGUGGAUGUCUGUGUUCGGACAAAUCAGGACUCUUGUGGCCAAAAAGACCUGAAGUGGAAUCUCUCUCUCCAGAAUGUAGGACAGUGAACUUGUUCAGUUGGAAGUGACUGACCUGGAACACACACACACACACACACCAACACCCUCUUGUUGUGCAGCUCAUCUAGUCAGUAUUAUUGAAAUGCAACUUGAAACCACCACAAGCAAUAAACCAGCGCUCCUGCAAAUGGACCCUUGUGUUCUAAUCCCAUGUGAGAUUUUUUUUAAACCAAAUUUUAACAUCAUUUAAAGACUUACUUUGUGUUUUGCUGGCAUUUUCCUGUUGAGCCUGUUUCUGUUUUUUUUAAAUGUAAAUCUCACCUGUUAUUGUUGUUCUCUGUGUUUACAUGAAAACUGUGUUGUUUCUUAGAACGUGGUUGAAAAUUUUGCUCACCUCACCAAACGUUUACACUCAUGCGCGCACGCAUGCUCACAUAGCGACAGAAGGGAUGAAAUCUGCAGAUGCACUUUUAGCCGUUUACUAGACGACACGCUGUGAAGCAUGACUGUGGAGUUCGCAUGUUAGUCGUGGUCAGUAGGUGAUGGAUCGGUCUUUGUGUUUGGAUACUAGACCGCCGAGAGUUCUGCACUAUUCUAUCAUAACUAUCUGCUAUCAAAGGUUCCAAAAUGUUCAUGAACGCACUUUUUUUUUAGUGAGUGAAAAUGUCAAAUUGUCAAGGAAAAUAAAGUUUUUGCAAAAGAAUAUGAAGCAUUUUUUUACUCUUUCUCAAAGUCAUAUAUGUUUAUUCUAUCGUAAUAUUGAAAAAAAGAAAGUCUUUUUUUGUGUUGAACAAAAACAGACUUUUAAAUAUGAAUCAUUGAUUCUAAGACAAAAAAUUGAAAAAUGGAAAAAGAGAUGCACUCCAAGAGUGCAGACCACUGCUAAGGUGCUCUCUUCCACCUAUUUUGUGAAUUUUAUCUAAUAGUAUUGCCCAAAACAUUUGUUGCAUUUACGCUGCUUUAUACCUUUUAUAGCGGCAGGAUAUGAUAAGUAGUCAAAUUCAAAUGGUUGGAAGCGUCAUCUGGCAAACGUUUUUUCUACAUCACAAAUGAGGAUCAGAUGUCCAUGAUAUUCGGCUGAAUAGAUCACCAUUCGAACAAGUUCAACUGUUAAGUGAGUCUAAUGCCAUUAUGGCACCAUUUUAGUGAUCAAGUUCCCCUUUAGAA